CAAAACAUUUCUUCUCGGCUAUCUUCUCCUCCGACGCCGGAAUCACUGAAACCGCCUUCGCAUUCAGCGACGUGCUUUUUCUUCAGAUCUGAACGCCCACUUGCACCAAUCUACCCUUGAUCCGAAGGUUUUUCCGGUAGAUUUAGUUCCGCUGAUCCGGGACGUGAUCCUCCGGAAUCAAGAUGCCGGUGGCUGCUUCUGCCAUCUACUUCUUGAAUCUCCGCGGUGACGUCCUUAUCAAUCGCCUGUACCGCGACGAUGUUGGGGGAAAUAUGGUGGAUGCCUUUCGUAUGCAUAUAAUGCAAACAAAAGAGCUUGGAACAUGCCCUGUUCGACAGAUUGGAGGUUGCUCUUUCUUUUACAUGAGAAUCAGCAAUGUCUACAUUGUCAUUGUUGUGAGCAGCAAUGCUAAUGUAGCCUGUGCUUUCAAGUUUGUCGUAGAGGCGGUUAAUCUGUUCAAAUCUUAUUUUGGUGGGGCUUUUGAUGAAGAUGCUAUUCGUAAUAACUUUGUUCUGAUAUAUGAACUCUUAGAUGAAAUCAUGGACUUUGGCUACCCACAAAAUCUUUCUCCUGAGAUUUUAAAACUUUACAUCACUCAGGAAGGAGUGCGCUCCCCAUUUUCAUCUAAGCCCUCAGAUAAGCCUGUUCCAAAUGCAACAUUACAAGUUACAGGUGCUGUUGGCUGGCGGAGAGAGGGUCUUGUUUAUAAAAAGAAUGAGGUGUUCCUGGACAUUGUGGAAAGUGUUAACCUUCUAAUGUCAUCAAAAGGAAGUGUUCUGCGUUGUGAUGUAACUGGGAAGAUUCUUAUGAAGUGUUUUCUUUCUGGAAUGCCUGAUCUGAAGUUGGGUUUAAAUGAUAAAAUUGGACUUGAGAAAGAGUCGCAACUGAAGUCUCGUCCAGCUAAAAGUGGCAAAACAAUAGAACUGGAUGAUGUUACUUUCCAUCAAUGUGUAAAUUUGACAAGAUUUAACUCGGAAAAGACUGUUAGUUUUGUUCCACCAGAUGGUGAAUUUGAAUUGAUGAAGUAUCGUAUUACUGAGGGUGUUAAUCUUCCUUUCCGGGUAUUGCCAACAAUCAAGGAACUUGGUCGAACACGCAUGGAAGUAAAUGUUAAGGUCAAAAGUGUAUUUGGGGCAAAAAUGUUUGCUCUUGGAGUUGUCAUCAAAAUUCCUGUACCUAAACAAACAGCAAAAACUAGUUUCCAAGUAACAUCUGGUCGAGCAAAGUACAAUGCAGCUAUUGAUUGCUUGGUCUGGAAGAUAAGAAAAUUUCCUGGGCAAACUGAGCCAACCUUGAGUGCGGAAGUUGAAUUAAUUUCCACAAUGACAGAAAAGAAGUCAUGGACAAGGCCACCAAUUCAAAUGGAAUUUCAGGUUCCCAUGUUUACUGCAUCUGGUUUGCGAGUCCGUUUCCUUAAGGUGUGGGAGAAGAGUGGGUACAACACAGUUGAGUGGGUUCGUUAUAUCACAAAGGCUGGUUCAUAUGAAAUUAGGUGCUAAAAUCAUGGUAUUGCUUCUGGGAGACUCAGUGAACGUGGGUAGCAUUGUGAGUUUACUACUAUCACUAACUGGAAUCAAAUCAUAGCAUGUAUUUUGCCUUGCUGACAAGGUGAAUGUACCUCCAUUUACCCUUCAAAGCAUGCAACUUGUGUCCCAGUUCAUUGAAUUAUUAUAUUAUUAUUUUGGUUGCUUGCUCAUAGAGGAGUUUUGUUUAUGUGAUUUAUUUGAAGUGAAUCUUUGGUCGGUAUUUUUUUCUUGUAAAGCCUAGCCACCACCUUUUUAGAUCAUGAAAAAACAAAACGGGAACUCUUUUUUCUUUAUGACAUUGUAUGAUUUGUUCCACAUUGUCACAUGAGUUUGUUGUGAUGAUCGUGCCUUUGGUGACUGAGAGUGAUGGUAAUUGCUUUUGUUCGACUUAUGAAUAUUGAUCCUCUAGAUUUGACUAUCAAGAGCAAUAUGGUUUGUUACCGGCUGCUGGAUGGCAUUUCUAUUG
This is a messenger RNA of Rubroshorea leprosula, 1992 nucleotides long. Lineage: Eukaryota; Viridiplantae; Streptophyta; Magnoliopsida; Malvales; Dipterocarpaceae. The record is from the annotation of a GenBank genome assembly.